AAAUGCAUAUAAGGCGCAUGCGCAGGCGUGUGAGAGCGCGCCUCUUUCUCUUCGUCGCCGGCCGGCCGAGGUUCCUGGUGUUACCAUGGGCCGCAGACCAGCUCGCUGUUACCGGUAUUGUAAGAACAAGCCAUAUCCAAAGUCUCGUUUUUGCCGCGGUGUCCCUGAUGCCAAGAUCCGUAUCUUUGAUCUGGGUCGGAAGAAGGCGAAAGUGGACGAGUUCCCACUCUGUGGCCACAUGGUGUCUGAUGAAUACGAGCAGCUCUCCUCUGAAGCCCUGGAGGCCGCUCGAAUCUGUGCCAACAAGUACAUGGUGAAAAGCUGCGGCAAGGAUGGCUUUCACAUUCGAGUGCGGCUUCAUCCCUUCCAUGUCAUCCGCAUCAACAAGAUGCUGUCCUGUGCUGGGGCUGACAGGCUUCAGACGGGUAUGCGCGGUGCCUUUGGAAAGCCCCAGGGCACAGUGGCCAGAGUCCACAUUGGCCAAGUCAUCAUGUCCAUCCGGACCAAGCUUCAGAAUAAGGAACAUGUGAUUGAAGCCUUACGCAGGGCCAAGUUCAAGUUUCCUGGACGCCAGAAGAUCCAUAUCUCCAAGAAGUGGGGCUUUACCAAGUUUAACGCUAAUGAAUUUGAAGACAAAGUGGCUAAGAAGCGCCUCAUCCCUGAUGGCUGUGGAGUCCAAUACGUUCCCAGUCGCGGCCCUCUGGACAAGUGGCGAGCUCUGCACUCCUGAGAUCUUGGACAGCAUUGACUCCUCUGGUCUGAUAUGCUUACCAAUAAAUAUUAUUCACUGACAAAAA
Messenger RNA from Mustela erminea (ermine), 797 nucleotides. RefSeq names its product ribosomal protein L10 like (gene RPL10L). Gene Ontology annotation, cellular component: cytosolic large ribosomal subunit; ribosome. The transcript has a single exon. The record is from RefSeq and is a predicted model, not a curated record. Lineage: Eukaryota; Metazoa; Chordata; Mammalia; Carnivora; Mustelidae. Gene Ontology annotation, molecular function: structural constituent of ribosome. The coding region runs from base 86 to 730 and encodes 214 amino acids. Gene Ontology annotation, biological process: ribosomal large subunit assembly; translation.